AUAUAGUCCAUAAAGUGUGCUCCACCCAAAUGGAAUCUUUCCUUUAUAUUUAUUCUUCACUUGGUAUUCUGGUAAAGGAAUCUUUGGCCUAGUUUCAUGUCUUGAAGUUGAAUACAAACAACAAAACCAUAAAAUAAAGAAAGAUAGAAAGAAAGAAACGGCAACAGAGAGACAGAGAUAAAGAGAAGAUGGGAGUAACAAAGGAACAAGUUGAAUCUUCAUUGACUUCAAAAUUGAAGCCUUCUCAUCUGGAAGUAAUUGAUACAUCAGGAGGGUGUGGUGCAAGUUUUGCAAUUGAGAUUGUAUCAGAACAAUUCCAAGGGAAGAGGCUUCUGGAGAGGCAUAGAAUAGUGAAUGCUGCUCUUGAAGAGGAGAUGAAGCAAAUCCAUGCUUUAUCAAUAAAGAAAGUUCUCACCCCCGAGCAGUGGAAACAACAGCAAGAAGCUGAAAACUCUAAACCAGAUGCUUAGAAAGAUGCUCAAGGAAUUCAGACAUUUAAAUAAGAGUUCAUUUAGCCACUUGAAUUCAAAUAAUUGGGUUUAUGGCUUACUGGGGAUGGGUUGAAAACUAUCUAUUUGACAUGCUAAAAUAAUGGAAGCUCGACAUGCUAAAAGAGUUGCAAGGAGUUGGCCCAAAGAAGAUUGUCAUUCUUCUUUUUCCUAAUCUAAAAGGCCCCAACACCAAAAAAUAAAAGCUCUGGUUUAGUGUUGACUGUCUUUGAUUAAAGAAUGAAGAUAUAUUGACUUUAAUAAUGCAUGACUCUUAGUCUUUGUUACGGAUAUGCAUCUCGAAGUUGGGUUACUCACCUUUCUGUUUGACAAGGUUUUGGAUUUGGAUUGUUUUUUUCUCAUUGCAAAGUAUAAAUU
Messenger RNA from Durio zibethinus, 866 nucleotides. Its product is annotated as protein BOLA2-like. Gene Ontology annotation, molecular function: 2 iron, 2 sulfur cluster binding. Gene Ontology annotation, cellular component: nucleus; cytosol. Gene Ontology annotation, biological process: intracellular iron ion homeostasis; protein maturation. NCBI's taxonomy places the organism in Eukaryota, Viridiplantae, Streptophyta, Magnoliopsida, Malvales, Malvaceae. The record is from RefSeq and is a predicted model, not a curated record.